AUGGCGAGCCUUUUGCUUACAAAGCUCAUGCGAUUGGAAGUGGUGGGUGCCAUUGAAGAAAUAAGAGUAGGUCUGUGUUCAUCUUCAAGCGUCUUUUUUCUGUCUCGACUUGUUCCGGUCACUGGCAACCACCUUAGUUUCUUUGUCUCUCUCUAUCUCUCCAUAAAUCCCAUUUCCCUUGUAUGUCCUUUGUUUCUCUUCUUUCUUCUUUUUCGUCCUUCUUCUUUUCGUUCCUUCCUUCCAUCCUUCUUUCUUUCUUUCUUUAGUUGGACCCAUUCAAACACUUUUGAUUGUCUGUCUGUCUGUCUAUCUAUCUAUCUAUCUCAGUCUAUUCAUAUCUAUCUAUCUAUCUAUCUAUCUAUCUAUCUAUCUAUCUAUCUAUCUAUCUCAGUCUAUUCAUAUCUAUCUAUCUAUCUAUCUAUCUCAGUCUUUUCAUAUUUAUCUGUUUAUCUCGGUCUGUUCAGAUCGAUCUAUCUAUCUCAGUCUAUUGAUAUCUAUCUAUCUAUCUAUCUAUCUAUCUAUCUCAGUCUAUUCAUAUCUAUCUAUUUAUUUCCGUCUGUUAAGAUCUAUCUAUCUAUCUAUCUAUCUAUCUAA
Messenger RNA from Acanthosepion pharaonis, 594 nucleotides. NCBI's taxonomy places the organism in Eukaryota, Metazoa, Mollusca, Cephalopoda, Sepiida, Sepiidae. The record is from the annotation of a GenBank genome assembly.